Messenger RNA from Numida meleagris (helmeted guineafowl), 950 nucleotides. RefSeq names its product adenylate cyclase type 10-like. The coding region runs from base 311 to 604 and encodes 97 amino acids. The record is from RefSeq and is a predicted model, not a curated record. Lineage: Eukaryota; Metazoa; Chordata; Aves; Galliformes; Numididae. The transcript has 2 exons.
AUGCGUAACAGAAUGAAACCACAGAUCCUUUGUGAAGGCACCAGAGGCAGCGAAAACGCAAGAGAAAAACAGCAGGCAGAACUGAGGAGGAAACACAUACUGUGUCUUGGGAAUGGAAAUUACCUCUUAUUAAACUGCUGUUUGGUGCUCACAGCUAUUGGAGUUGUGGUCUGAAACACUGAUUGCUGUCCGUCAUAAAGGCCCUGGGCUCACUGUGCCGCCUGGAGCGGUGAGCGCCUCGUCCUCCUCCCUCGCAGCUGAGCAGGGUGGUCUUGUUCUGAGGUGCCGCGGGUACCACAGGGCGCUGACAAUGGCUUCUGCUUGGGAGAGGAAGUGGCAGUACUCAGAUCUGGGGAAGAAAGUGGUGUUCCUCCCCAGCAUUCUUCUGUGUGAGCAGUUCACGGACCCUGGUUUCCCCAGGAUGCUUCAUGGAGUGCUGCUCCUGCUGGAUGUUUCAGGUUUCACGACCUUGUCCGAGAAGUGCGUCCAGCGGAGCGGCCCAGACAGAGGAGCUGAGGAGCUGGCGCAAACCCUCAACGCCUUCAUGAGGGACAUUCUGGAGGGUAAGAGCCGUGCUGCUGGGCUGUCGGGCAUUGAGCCCUGAGGCUCGCUCGCUGUGGAGAGAGCCGUGCUGGGCCACCCGCUCCUGCCUCCUUGGAAGGGGUGAGGAGCCGGAGCCGGGCUGUCUUUGGUGGGGCCCGGCGCCAGGACAAGAGGCGGUGGGCACAAACUGAAGGGCGGGAGGCUCCGCUGGGCGGAAGGAAAGGCCUCUGCGGUGAGGCUGACCUAGCUGUGGCACAGGUUGCCCAGGGACGCUGUGGGGUCUCCCCACCCGGAGGUCUUCACGAGGCCUGCGGAGGUGGCCCCAGGCAAGCGGCUCUGGGUGGCUCCGCUGGAGCGGAGGGGUGGGCAGAGCUGGAGCAGACGCUCUGCAGAGAUGCCCUCCUGCU